Penicillium cosmopolitanum is the source of this 435-nucleotide messenger RNA. RefSeq lists its product as uncharacterized. The record is from RefSeq and is a predicted model, not a curated record. The transcript has a single exon. The coding region runs from base 1 to 435 and encodes 144 amino acids. NCBI's taxonomy places the organism in Eukaryota, Fungi, Ascomycota, Eurotiomycetes, Eurotiales, Aspergillaceae.
AUGGCAUCUUCCUCUAGCCAGAAUAUUAUGGAAUGGGAAGAAGAAUUGCUCAGUUGUCUUUUCUCUCUCAGCGUGCUGAUACAGGACUCGAUAUCCGUCCUGUCUGAUGGUGCGUCAACAACAGCCAAUGGACCAAGCACCCUGGAUGGACUAGAGAUCUACCUACGGUCUUCACAAGACAUGUGGAUGAAUUCAGUCUACAACUUGCGCAUUGUCUUGUUUGAAAGCCUUGCAGGACUUUUUGAGGAUGGAGCGUCCAAAAUGAAUUACGUUACGGACCUGGUGCAAGUUCUAGGCACAUUGAGUUUGGAAGCACGCCAGGGCGUCGAAAAAUGUCUUCUCAAUCUGCUUAACAGUCUUGGGGACAAUAAAAAGUUAGUGGUAGAUGAUUGUUGGACGCCGGAUUCGCUUUUGUCGUCCAUGCACGGGCAUUAG